Messenger RNA from Caenorhabditis bovis, 1149 nucleotides. Lineage: Eukaryota; Metazoa; Nematoda; Chromadorea; Rhabditida; Rhabditidae. The record is from the annotation of a GenBank genome assembly.
AUGAGAGCCGCAAUUCUAUUCGUUGUGCUUGCGUGCGGUGGCUCGCUGGCUGAGUAUGCCGAUCGUCGGUGUCCGUGCACGUUCGAGAACAUCUGGCUCGACGUUGUCGUCGUCGUCGACACGUCUGCCGGAAUGACACAGGACGGAGUGGUUCAGAUCAGCGCCACGAUUGCGUCGGUGUUCGGCUCGACGCGAAUCGGUCCGAACAAUUCCAACGAUCCGAGGUACACGCGAAUCGGGCUUGUCACUUAUGCAAAUACCGCGAUAAUUAAUUCCGAUUUAUUGAAAUAUAAGACCACUGAUGACUUUGUUGAAGACCUGUUUUCAGUGCUUCAAGUCACCACAAUUGAGGAAUCGAUUCUUGAGAAAGGAUUGUAUGCCGCUGAAAGUGUGCUCGUUUCUAGUCGAAACGCCACCCAAAAGGUGGUGAUCGUGUUCGCGUCGAGCUAUCGAAGCGACGGCGAAAAUAAUCCGGUGCCGACGGCGAUGCGUCUCCGCCAAAGCGGCGUCACACUGAUCACAAUCGCCUACGAUCAAACCGGCGAUUCGAUGAUGAUCCGCAAAAUUGGCGAUUUGGCGACGCCGGGCAACGCGUUCACCAACACCGACUUGAAUCUCGUCGGCGAGAUCGUCAACGCGUUGUGCGCCGCCAACUGCUUCUGUCCCGAUUUGUGGCGUCAGCUCACCUCGGAGUUCGGCAACACCGCCGCCGCUUACAAGCUCGGCAGCUGCUUGCGACUCUCCGAGAUUCCGGCGAUGUGGACAUCGGCGAAAUUCGCGUGUCGCAACAUGCAUCGCAGCGGAUUCCUGGCGACCGAGUUCACGCAAGAAAAGCACACCUAUCUUCUUGAAAUGAUGAAACACGACGCCGUCCAAUCCGAGCCCUAUGCGUACCAUAUCGGCCUCUCCUAUGUGAAUGGCGCCUAUAAUUGGGAGCAGCCUGUUGGCUACCAAUUGGAGCCACUUCAAGGAAAGGGCUUCUGGAAUCCUGGCUAUCCGACGACGACCUCCUCAUCCAACAAAUGUGUUCUCAAUUCACAACAGGGAACCGAAUUGAAGACCGGAUGGCAAAAUGUCGACUGCUUCAGCGUUUCAAAAAACUAUGUUUGUGAAGUCGAAGCGUGCGAUACUGAUAAUUAUUGUGAAUAA